UUCGGCGGCUCUUUGCGUUGCUCGCGCGCCCAAGAAGCCGAAAGUCGUCAGGAACAGCGCACCAUCCAAUCAGCCCAGCCAGCCAGUGAUUCGCAAAAUGUGGUUCGCGUCCUUUUCACUUUUCGCCGUCGUCCAGCUCUGCCUGGCCGACACAAAAGAUUAUCUCGAAAUCCCUGAGUACGUGAAGCAAUGCAAUGCCAGCAACCCCAAGUUGAUCGAAUGCCUCAAGGAAUCACUGGUGCACCUGAAGCCUUACCUGGCCAAAGGAAUCCCGGAGAUCGAACUGCCAUCGGUCGAACCUUUCCUUAUGGACGAACUCUCGCUUUCACUCUCGACUGGCCCGAAAGGAUACAAGAUUACCUUGAAGGAUCUCAAGAUUUACGGCGCGACCGAGUUCAACGUGCGAAAAAUCAGAUUGGGCGAAGGCGAGAAGCCGUUUGAGGCGAGGCUGCGCAUCCCGAAGCUGCACAUUGACGCGCGCUACACCAGCUCCGGCGUUCUGUUCAUCCUUCCUGCUCUCGGCGGCGGCACCUUCAACGCUGAUUUCCAUGACGUCUACGCUGAUGUGAGCGGAAUCGCGGAAAAGAGAAUCUCCAACCAGACCGGACAGGACGAGACUUACUUGACGAUUCGUGACUUGAACGUUGAGCUGAACGUCAAGAAUGUGCAGAUGGCUGUCAAGAAGGUUUUCAAUAACAACCGCAUUCUCACUGAAGGCACGAAUCUGUUCCUGCGCGAGAACGGCCACGAGGUGCUGAAGCACAUGCAGCCGCAGCUCAAGCGCAAAAUCUCGGCGCUCUUCCUUGACGUCGCCAACAGGUUACUCACCCACGUGCCGAUUCGCGUCUUCCUCGUCGAAUAAGUUGGCAGAUUGUUUGUUUACAAACUGUGAUGCGCACAUCAUCUUUUUUAGCUAGUUCAGUUCUCAUUGUGUAUCGCUUUCUCAUUCAUAAUUAAGGGUCGGAUCGAUCAUCUUCACUCACGAUCCGACUGCGUGUGUGCCGGUGUAUUGUAUUCUACGCUUGUUAAGCUGCUGUCAUUUUUACUGUUCAUUGUUUGUUUGUGUACUCUAUUGUAAAUAAAUUUAUGGUAAACUAGAAA
Molecule: messenger RNA, 1101 nt
Organism: Cloeon dipterum
Lineage: Eukaryota; Metazoa; Arthropoda; Insecta; Ephemeroptera; Baetidae
Gene: Jhbp1
Product: Juvenile hormone binding protein 1
Exons: 6
Coding region: 98-862 (254 amino acids)
Source: RefSeq, a predicted model, not a curated record